This is a messenger RNA of Hemicordylus capensis (graceful crag lizard), 1568 nucleotides long. RefSeq lists its product as uncharacterized. NCBI's taxonomy places the organism in Eukaryota, Metazoa, Chordata, Lepidosauria, Squamata, Cordylidae. The transcript has 8 exons. Bases 95 to 1447 code for a protein of 450 amino acids. The record is from RefSeq and is a predicted model, not a curated record.
ACUUGGCAGCUUUCUAGAUAAGCUGGAGCAUCAUUGAUAAGUUGGCUGUCUUUGGCUGUCCAUUUAUCAUCAGCUUAUCAUCUCACCUGUCAGGAUGGGUGGCUGCUGGUCAUGGGUGAACUGUAGGUCUCACCCAGAGGCAGAACCCAAGAAUGAAGAUGAAGAUGAAGAGGGGGCACAGACUGGUCAUCCCAGAAAUCCGGCCCAUGUUGCCCCAAAUCCUGGGGGACCCACGUUGCAUCAUAUUCUGGGGGACCCUCGGAGGGAAGAGCCCAAUGAGGCAACCUUGGUGCCAGAACCCCUUCCAGGACUUCAUUUCCCCACUGACAUUCUGGGGAAAGAGCUCAAUAAGGAAGCCUCAAACCUAGGAUCCCUUCCAGAACCUCACGUCCCCACAGAUAUUCUGGAGGAAGAGCUCAAUGAUGAAACAUCGGUGCCAGGAUCCCUUCCAGGACCUUGCAUCACCAAUGAUGUUCUUGGGGAAGAGACCAAUGAGGCAACCUUGGUGCCAGGAUCCCUUCCAAUACUUUGUGUCCCCGCUGACAUUCUGUGGAAAGAGGUCAAUGAGGAAACCUCAGUGCCAGGAUCCCUUUCAGGACCUCUCAUUUCCACUAAUAUUCUCGAGGAAACGCUCAAAGAGGAAACCUCGAUGCCAGGAUCCCUUCCAGGACCUCACAUCACCAAUGACAUUCGGGGGGAAGAGGUCAAUGAGGAAACCUCAGUGCCAGGUCCUUCCAUCCCCACUGGCACUCCAAAGGAAGAAGCUUUUGUGUCUGAGCCCUUACCAGAGCCUUCCAUUGCUGACAAUGAUCUUGAGAAAGAAAUAGAAAUCCUCAAAGGAUUACAGAAUGACUAUGUCCAGCGGAAAAUGAGGGUUCGCCGCAUUUCCCAAGAGUUCCCUCGUUCUCUCCGGGCCAUUAAUCUGCAAAUCGGACACGCACGAACAAGGCUCAUCCGCAGUGAAGUUCGGCUGCAGCGGUGGGGAAAGGAAGGUGACCAAGCUCUGAUGCCUGUAAUUCAGACAGCUUCUCGUGAUGUUCCUGAAGGCCCUGCUGCGUGUCUCCGCCCCCCUGGGUCCAGUUCAUCAUUAUCUUCGGCCUCGCUGGAAGUUGGCUCCAUCCCACCCUCCGCCUCCACCUCUUCUUUCCUCCUGCAUCCCUCUCCCCCUCCCCCUCCCCCUCCUUCCCCACUUCCACUAGAGCCAGACCUCAGCAAUGUGAGAGAAACUCUCCAGAGUUUGAUGGAUUUGCAGUUCCAUCAGUUGAAUGACCGCCAAAGAGACCUCCGCAGCUGCCAGGAAUGUGUGCAAAACCUCAAGGCACUGAGGGGACAGCUCCGGAGACUGCGGAGCAGACUGGCAAGGGUGGAAGCCACCAUGGGGAUCCUGGUUCCUCCAAGGGAGCUGGAUGUUGAGGAGGAAAAAGAGGAAGACCCAAACCAGCAAUAAAAUGCUGCAUAUUUAUUUUAAAAAUAGUAAACAUUUGUUUUAAUAGGAUGGGAUGUAGAUAUAAAAGCAAUAGAACAUGCAUAUUUACUGCUUAAAAUUUAAAAGUUGAUUUUAAAGAAAA